AUGGCCGCCCUCCCUUCCUACGAGGCAAAGCCUCUCAUUGUAAACAGAGGCGCGCCGGGCAUCAGCUACUACACACCCGCCCAGAUACCGCCGUCCGGCACAGCUAAGGACCCCCAGUCUGAUGGCAGCCCCAUCCCCAAGCUCUUCCAACCCCUCAAAAUCCGCGGAACCACAUUUCAAAACCGCAUCUUCGUGUCGCCUAUGUGCCAGUACUCUGCUCAGAACGGUUACCUGACCGACUGGCACCUGACCCAUCUGGGGGGCAUCAUCCAACGAGGUCCCGGUCUCACAAUCGUGGAAGCAACUUCUGUAACACCCGAGGGUCGCAUUACCCCAGAAGACAGCGGACUCUGGGAAGACGGACAAAUUGCCCCGCUCAAGCGAAUCGUCGAGUUCGCCCACAGCCAGAACCAGAAAAUCGGUAUUCAGCUCGGCCAUGCGGGCCGUAAAGCAAGCACUGUUGCUCCUUGGUUGAGCCGAGGUGACACUGCACAGAAGGAGGCUGAUGGCUGGCCCGACGACGUCCUUGCACCCUCGGCCAUCGCGUUCCAGGACACAUACCCCAGCCCCAAGGCAGUCACCAUCGAGGAUGUCGAAAGAAUCAAGAGCGCAUUUGCCGACGCUAGCAAGAGAGCCGUGGAAGCUGGUUUUGAUGUCAUUGAGCUGCACGGCGCGCACGGCUAUCUCAUCCAUGAGUUCCUCAGCCCCAUUAGCAACACACGAGACGACGAAUAUGGCGGAUCCUUUGAGAACCGAACACGCUUUGCCAGAGAGACCGUUGAGGCCAUCCGCGCUGUAAUCCCAAAGGAGAUGCCCUUGUUCUUCCGGAUCAGCGCAGAUGACUGGCUCAGUGGACAGAAGGAGUAUCCGGACAGCUGGACGGUGGAUCAGACUGUCAAAUUCGCACCCAUCUUGCGCGAUUUGGGCGUGGACCUGCUAGAUGUAAGCUCAGGCGGUGCCCAUCCUGCUCAAAAGAUCACAGGCGGUCCAGGCUAUCAAGCCCCCUUUGCCAACGCCGUCAAGAAGGAAGUUGGGGAGUCUUUACUGGUUGGCACGGUCGGCUCGAUCACCAGCGGCACCCUCGCACAGGAGUUGCUCGAUCAAGGUCCCGACGUCGCUUUUGUUGGGCGCUUCUUUCAGAAGAAUCCAGGUCUGGUGUGGCAAUUUGCGGAGGAGCUCGGCAUUGAGAUCACGGCUGCGCAUCAGAUCUCUUGGGGCUUCCAGGGCCGCAUCGGCGGUAAAGGCAAACCCCCGUUGAAAUCUGCUCGUUAG
Molecule: messenger RNA, 1272 nt
Organism: Cladophialophora yegresii CBS 114405
Lineage: Eukaryota; Fungi; Ascomycota; Eurotiomycetes; Chaetothyriales; Herpotrichiellaceae
Product: oxidoreductase
Exons: 1
Coding region: 1-1272 (423 amino acids)
Cellular component (GO): intracellular anatomical structure
Molecular function (GO): FMN binding; NADP binding; NADPH dehydrogenase activity
Source: RefSeq, a predicted model, not a curated record